Messenger RNA from Cotesia congregata, 3102 nucleotides. Lineage: Eukaryota; Metazoa; Arthropoda; Insecta; Hymenoptera; Braconidae. The record is from the annotation of a GenBank genome assembly.
CUGGGGGUUUUCACUUGGUGCAGUUCAAUUCUGCCAAAAAGAGCAGACUGAUACUGGGACACCAAGAGAAUCGUUGAAUAUUUUAAUAAUGUCUGUUAAAAUUGUUUAAUAAAUAUACCAGUUGGACACUGACUAUAAAAAAAUCCAAGGAAUAGUGUUCUGCGAAUUAGUGCGUGUAAUAAAAUAUUAACAAUUAAAAUAAAAAACCAAGACCAAGACAAAGAAAAAAAUAAUGUCUAGUACGUUAGAAAAUAAAAUAUUAAAUUUGCAAGAGCGGUUAAGAGCUGAAACGGAGUCUCGGGAUCGGGACAGACGAGUUAAUGAUGUGCCACCAAGUUCAGGGCUCCAGGGUUCCUCUUCAGCACCGACGUCUUCACCAGCCGCCCGAAGACCACGGCAACUUGGAGAUAUGGGAACACCGACCCGACCGAGGAAACAAUUAGAUUUACCAAUACAGAUGGUACAGCCGAAGACCUGUGACAGCGAAGUCGAGUCAAAACUCCAGGAAAUAAUGAAAAUGAAUGGGAUACUUACGAUAAACGGGCAGAAGUAUCAGACGGAUAUGAAGGAUCUUGAGCACUUGGGAGAGCUGGGGAAUGGAACUUGUGGACAUGUCGUUAAAAUGAAGCACAAACCCAGCGGUGUGGUUAUUGCCGUAAAGCAAAUGCGACGCUCGGGUAACUCUGAAGAAAACAAACGUAUCAUUAUGGAUCUUGACGUGGUCCUCAAGUCCCACGAUUGUCCUUACAUUGUACAGUGCUUAGGUUGUUUUAUUACCGAGUCGGAUGUGUGGAUUUGUAUGGAACUGAUGGCCACUUGUCUAGAUAAAUUAUUAAAAAAAUUACGGCAACCGAUACCCGAAGAUUUUUUAGGCAAAGUUACUGUUGCAACUGUUAAAGCACUGUCGUACCUGAAAGAUUCACAUGGAGUUAUUCAUAGAGACGUUAAGCCUAGUAAUAUUUUGCUGGAUGAAUCGGGCGGUGUUAAACUGUGUGAUUUUGGUAUUUCUGGGCGUUUAGUUGACAGCAAAGCCAAGACCAGAAGUGCAGGAUGCGCGGCCUAUAUGGCGCCAGAGAGAAUAGACCCUCCGGAUCCCACCAAACCAGACUAUGAUAUUAGAGCGGACGUUUGGAGUUUGGGUAUAACUUUGGUGGAAUUAGCUACUGGAGUUUUCCCUUAUCGAGAUUGCAAGACUGAUUUUGAAGUUUUGAGCAGGGUGGUACAAGAAGAUCCACCAGCUCUUCCUCUAGCCAUACCAUUUUCAAAGGAAUUUCGUUCUUUUGUCACGUGCUGUUUAACGAAAAAUUACAAACAACGGCCUAAAUAUAAUAAACUGAUGGAACAUUUGUUUAUUAAAAAAUACGACGUUCAAACAGACAGCGCUAAUCCCUCGUUGCCUGGGUCUGGAAGUCAGUGGCUCGGUAGAGUUAUGAAACAACUCGAACCUAGAUUACCGGAAAAUGAUAACCAGCAACGAGUAACAGGACACAUUUCUCUAAAGCAAACUUCAAAUUUACGUAACAAUCAAACGGAGAGCCAGAAUUACCUAAAAAACAACACGACAGCAGCAACAGUUACCAAAGAGCCUCAAAAUACAAACAGUACAUUUUCGUCGUUUUAUCAGAGACUAACGAGCGCAGAGAAUGGAUUAUCGACGUAUGUACCGUACAGCCCGUAUGCAUGGAGACGCAAAGAAAUAACGAGGCCUUUCUCGCCACCAACGAAUAAAACAAAUGAGCAAGAUCCAGUACAUGUAUCAAAUACAUUGUCAACGACCACUGGAGUGACUACGGCGACAAGAUCUUACUCGCCUUACCGUCAGUAUAUCGAGCAAAAUCGUAGAUCGACAAAUGGCUCCAGUGUCUGUAAAAUAGAUAUCAAUUCGCUGGAUAAGUCCUAUCAUAAUAGUAGAUUGGAUGAACGUGACGGGAGUGCAGAUCGAUGGCAAACUGUUUCACGGUCUCUCAGUCCUUUUACCCGCGACUAUUCACCAUGGAGACGAGAGAAUGUUGAUCCCCCGGGUGUCAUUCAGCCUAUUACUGAAUCCGCUAAGUAUUCACCCUUCGUACAGCAAAGGCUGGGACAAUAUUCCUCUCCUACACAAACUCCACCGGCUUCUCUACAAACUCAUUCGCCUUAUGAAAUUUAUGGAAGUCCGAUGAUAAGUCGUAAAAGUAAUUAUUGUAGAUACCCUUCAGAACCACCUGCGUCUGGUUCCCACGGACCAUCGAGUCCUCAAUUAUUGAUUUCACGUUUCGCUCAUCAGUUAAAUCAAGACCCUUUACCUAAGACAGCUCCCAUCGAGGUGGUAAAUCCCAAAGAAUCAGCCAAGAAAAGAUUCGCUUCUUAUGUUAGAUUGAGGCUCGGUGGUGAUCGAGCACCUUCACCGGAACCACCUCCGCGAUUUAGCCGCGGGGAAUCCCCUCUCGCUCUAAGAAGAAAUUUAAUCGAUCAACCUUCGCCGUCAUUUUCUCGAAGGUACAUAUCACCAUCACCACCCCAACCACCACCUCGAAGACUUUCUGAAAGUAAUUCAGUACCUGGUAGUCCUCAGCACGUACGUGCGCGACUUCAUUACACACCAGAACCACAGAGAAGGCCUCCGCUUCCAUAACCCACCGUCAUAAUUGCCUCGUAAUAAUUAAAAAUCCACAUUAGUGCCAUACGAUUGUCUUAUCGAAGACUAUUCUGAUAAUUCGCUUAAUUGAUUAUUGGAUUAUUGAAUAAUUAUUCUUAAAUAGUCGAAUUUUCAAGUUUAAUAAUGUUUCUGUGCGGUACAAAAUUUAAUAUAACACGCGAUCUUUAGCUCGUCACAUUAUCUAAUAAUAAUUAAUAAUUAACAUUAAAUUUAUUAAAGUAUUAUGUGCAAAACGUCUGUAAGACUAGAAAAUUUUUACACGUGUUUGUAAUUAAAGUGACGUUAAUUCAUUGAUGAAUUUUAAUUGCAUCGUAGUCUUGAGUCACGAAAUUUAUAUUUGUUCGUGUAUAUUAAUUGAUUUAUAAUUCUAUAUAUAUGUAUAUGAAAAAGAGAGAAAUUAUAUAUUAAAAUUUUUCAAUGCCUCUUGUAUCGCCUAUUUGUAUUUAAAUCAGUAACAAUCUGCU